GUUUGAUAUGCUUUGGACAGAACCAAAUGUAACAUAGAACGACCGAUUUCGCUUUUAAUGAAAAUGGCGAUCAAAUUUUAAGCACAUUUUUGGAGCUGCAGCCAUAUUUUGACCACUAGAGUUGGUUAAAUUGAGCGUUAAAGCUAAGGGAAACCUUGAACAAUUUCAGUAGCAAUGAGGUUAUAUUAUUUCGUCGCUCUGGCGUUAAUCAUCAAGCCCACUUGGCAAGAACUGGUCUGGGAAGAACUCACAACAAAGUCUGGUUCUAUAAGCCCAAGGAGAGAUGCAGCCAUUGCUUACCAAGAAAGUGAGGAUGCUGUGUAUAUAUUCGGUGGCAAGUCGGUCAAGAACAGAGCACUGGAUAAUAAUAUGUACAAAUUUGAUUUGAAUACAAAAAUAUGGACAGUGCAAAUCAACAAUCGAGAUGUGCCGAAUGCCAGAUUUAGCAUGGUGUAUGGUACCAAGGGAAACUAUUUCUACAUUGCUACAGGCGAAGGUAUCAUGUUUAUACUGAUAAGAAUUAGGUUAACCAGUUUGUCGCUUCAAGACAAUGGUUAACUUGAGAAAAGUUGAAAAUUAAACUAUAUCUCGUCUUUUUAUUUGCCACCAAAUACAAGACUAUAAUGAACAUAAUUAUACCAUUAUUUUAUCACUCUGAUAAUCUCUGUUUGACCGCCGUUUACUGCACGAUGAUGCUCAGUGAAACCCACCUUUGUAUACGUUUAAGUCGUUUAAUUUGUAUUUCUGACAGGUUAAAGUUGAAGGAAUAAGAUAUAAUAGUGAGAAAUAAAUCAUUUACCCCGUAUUUCUUUCAAGAUUAGAUGUCCAGAAAUGAAAGCUUUUUGUUCUGGACUCCGUGUAUGGUGGCUUCGAGCUCAUUCGCUCAGCUCGUUCAUUGCGUCACAAAACACUGGAUGCUUUUUAUUAUUAUUCCUUCCAGAAAUAUUCCAUAUUUGCAACUGGUAUGCCAUAAAUUUUCUAUGAAUAUAUCUGACAUUUCUGCGCAGUUUUCCAAAAGGAAGAAAUAUUUUCCGCGCAAAAGUAAGACUAUAUUCAGUCUGGGGUAUAUCCUUGCUCUGUUCGCUAAACAGGGUGUAUAAAAAAACCGAACAGAUUUAAAAUUGCUCUCAAUUUCGCAAAAAAGCUAUUAGUAUCCAGGUUUUGAUGUAUAUAGCUUCUUUGGGUACGUAUAAUGUAGAAUAAUGGAAAAACUUCUCCGGCGAACUCAAAUUUUGUGAACCAGGGGGGUGUGUCUUUUCCAACAAACUAAAAAUGGCUUGCGCACGAAAUUUAAAAGCUUUAAUCGUAUUUUGAGUUAAUGGAUGAAAAAUUGUUGGGUUUUUAUAAAUUACUGUACAAAAUUUCAGACAAUUUGCUUUAGUUUAAGCUUUUAAAUUUCGUGCGCAAGCCAUUUUUAGUUUGUUGGAAAAGACACCCCCCUGGUUUACAAAAUUUGAGUUCGAGAAAUUUUUUCAUUAUUCUACAUUAUAAGUACCCAAAGAAGCUAUGAAAAUAAAAACUGAAUACUAAUAGCUGUUUUGCGAAAUUGAGAGCAAAUUCAUUUCUGUUCAGUUUUUUUAUACACCCUGUAUAUUUCGCAGAUAUUGACAGCAGUGGAAAGUCAACCUACUACGAUGAUUUUUGGAGAUUUCACUUCCCAACCAGUAAAUGGGAAGAAAUGAGUUCGAACAACAAUAAACCAAAGAAAAGAUCUUCGGCUUCAGGCGGCAUCCAUGAGGAUGACUCAUCCUUCGUAUUGUCUCAUGGUUCAAAUGAUGAUGAUAAGUUUUCAAACACGUUUUCAUACGACAUUGACCAACCUGCCUCCACCCGCGCCUGGGAAGAGAUCCACUCAGGCACUAAUAAUUAUAAUCCCAGUUACCCGCAUGCCCGAUAUCAGCAAGCUGGUUUAAUGGUAUCGAAAGAUAAACUGUUGCUAUUUGGGGGUUGUUUGAGGUAAAUGAAUAACUGUCAUGUUUUGAGGAAAAGUUGUUUGCUAUGCUAUAGACUUAGUUAUUUGGUUAGCUAGCUGGAUACUUAGUAUUUCGAGUAGUAAAGUGAAUUAGUUUCUAACCCUUUGCAGUGGUCAAGGCACAGGUGGCCCAUGUCCAUCAGAUGAUUCCUGGACGUAUGACAAAGCUUCCAAUGAAUGGUCAGAGCUCAACAGAUGUUCAUCUCCCAAGAUCUCGCCUGCCAUGGCGCGGUUACCAAGUGGAAAUACGUCAAUUCACAGAGUUGUAUUAUGGGGCGGGAAUGCUGAUAGUAGAACGACAUUAGCGGUGAGAACAUCAUUUAGACAAUCACAUAGUGUUUUUGACAAUUUUCAGAAGUGGGUUGAGGCAUUUUCGAAUUUUAAAAAAAUUUGGUGUGGUCCCCUCUUUCGUGAUCCUAUAAUUGUCUGUUGUUGCCAGCAGGUUUGGGGAUUUGUUGGAUGAAAAAUCGUAUAUUUAACAAGUAUAAAACAUUUUCCGUGUUGAUAUACAGUUAUAUCAACACGAGUGGAAAUUGGGAAAACGAGAAUUUCCACGAGUGUUGUCAGAUAUAACUAUAUAUCAAUACGGAAAAAAUGUUUUAUAUUUGUUUUAUAAUAUAGCGCAAAGAAACAUAAAGAAAGAAAUUUUCCGACGUUUCCGUGUUGACAUUAGUUAUAUCAACACGGCUCUUAGCCAAUCAGCGUUCAGAAUUUACAAAUGCUAUAUUAUAAAAUAUGGCCACGCUAAUAGUGUAUUUACGCACGUUCAAAGAACACACACAUUCAACACUGACAGCCUUUUAUUACUAAUUAAUUCGAUAUUGCUGAUAUUUUCAUCUUUAAACUUGUUUCCAGUCCGAUGACGACAAGGAGGAUGAGAUUGCGGUAUUUGACCCAGACAAAAAUGAAUGGAAGAUAAAAAAAACACAGGUAUAAUGAUAAUUGAUCCAUUCAGAACAGACGCGCGGCUGCUUUAUUCACUUGAAAUAAUUUGAAGAUCUUUGACCAAAACAACAAUGUUCAAACUGUUUGUUUUUACUUUCAGGCGAAAAUGACAUUUCCCUCAGCACGUGAAGGUCACGUGAUGGUGACGACAAAAUAUGGUGUUGUGAUGUUCGGUGGUGAAGAUCUGAGGUUGGUGUGAUUAUUGUUUGAAAAUUUACAAACUUAGACACAAAACUUUUAUGGAACAAUAAAUUAAG
Messenger RNA from Paramuricea clavata, 3174 nucleotides. The record is from the annotation of a GenBank genome assembly. Lineage: Eukaryota; Metazoa; Cnidaria; Anthozoa; Malacalcyonacea; Plexauridae.